AUGGAGAUGCAGGGGCUUGAGACAGAGGGAGACCCUGUUAUUUUAUUUCAGGACAACAAAAUGAUGGAGAACAGCACCGGGCUGCUCAACUACUCCCGGCACGAUCCGGGACAGGAGGAGAGGGUCUUAAAACGUCCCGCAUGGGUACCUUUUACUCUUGCAUCUAUCCUCAUCUGUACUAUUGUAGUGGACAUCUUGGGCAACAUCCUGGUCAUCCUUUCGGUGUAUCGGAACAAAAAGUUGAGGAAUGCAGGCAACAUAUUUGUGGUAAGCCUGGCCAUUGCAGACUUGGUUGUGGCAGUCUACCCAUACCCCUUGGUACUUACAUCUAUAUUUCACAAUGGAUGGAACCUGGGAUACCUACACUGCCAAAUUAGUGGUUUUCUGAUGGGUCUGAGUGUCAUUGGAUCCAUAUUCAACAUCACUGGCAUUGCCAUUAACCGCUACUGCUACAUCUGCCAUAGUUUCAAGUAUGACAAGUUGUAUAGUAACAAGAAUUCCCUCUGCUAUGUUGCUAUAAUUUGGCUGCUGACAUUUGUGGCCAUUGUGCCCAAUUUACUGAUUGGAUCACUCCAGUAUGACCCCAGAGUCUUUUCCUGCACAUUUGCACAAUCUGUCAGUUCAGUAUAUACAAUAAUCAUUGUAACUUUUCAUUUCAUCACUCCCAUCAUCAUUGUUACCUUCUGUUACCUGAGGAUAUGGAUCCUUGUCCUUCAGAUAAGACGGAGAGUGAAACCUGACAACCAACUCAAACUGAAACCACAUGACUUCAGGAACUUUGUCACCAUGUUCGUGGUCUUUGUGCUUUUUGCCAUCUGUUGGGGCCCUUUAAACUUUAUAGGUCUUGCAGUGGCUAUCAACCCUGUCAAGAUCAUUCCCAGAAUUCCAGAAUGGCUGUUUGUGUCCAGUUACUACAUGGCCUACUUUAACAGCUGCCUUAAUGCUAUUAUAUAUGGAUUGCUGAAUCAGAAUUUCAGAAAGGAGUACAGAAGAAUUAUAAUAUCCCUUUGCUCAGCAAAAGUAUUCUUUGUGGAUAGCUCUAAUGAUGUGCCAGAGAGAAUGAAAAGCAAACCCUCUCCUCUGAUGACCAACAACAAUCAAUUAAAAGUGGACUCUGUGUGAAAAAAACCUUGUUGCUACACAUGAAUUUAUUUAUUUUUCUUCAUAUGCACAGCUGUAGUUGAAUAUUUU
Molecule: messenger RNA, 1191 nt
Organism: Sarcophilus harrisii (Tasmanian devil)
Lineage: Eukaryota; Metazoa; Chordata; Mammalia; Dasyuromorphia; Dasyuridae
Gene: MTNR1A
Product: melatonin receptor 1A
Exons: 2
Coding region: 1-1122 (373 amino acids)
Biological process (GO): G protein-coupled receptor signaling pathway
Cellular component (GO): membrane
Molecular function (GO): melatonin receptor activity
Source: RefSeq, a predicted model, not a curated record